AUGCAGGCGGGCGCGCAAGUUGACCGGCGCCGACUCUCUGCUGUGCAGGCCGUAACCGACAGGAUUAACGGUGUGGCUGCGGCGGAACUACGUGGCGCAACGACAUUGGUGAGGCUUUUUUCUGCAUGUAUCGCUCCAGAUAGCCUGGCUGCUCUGGUUGCAAACAGAGGCUCAGUCGCCACAAUGGCACUCGCUGCAAAGCAGAAUGCUGCCAACGACAUCACGGCGCCCGGCGUGGCCUUCUGCUCUGCCGCAGCCUAG
Messenger RNA from Giardia duodenalis, 261 nucleotides. RefSeq lists its product as uncharacterized. The transcript has a single exon. Bases 1 to 261 code for a protein of 86 amino acids. NCBI's taxonomy places the organism in Eukaryota, Fornicata, Diplomonadida, Hexamitidae. The record is from RefSeq and is a predicted model, not a curated record.